CCGGCUCCUGCGCCUUCCCGCGGCAGCGCUCCGGGGGCCGGGAGGGGGGCUGCGAGGAAGGAAAAACAAAAAAAUUAAAAGAGGGAAAAAGAAAAAGGAGAAGAAGAAAGCUGCUCGUCCGAGGACAGCGCGCAGCACCAUGCAGCUGGCGCCGCUGGCGCUGGCACUCACCACGCUCUUCACCGACGGCUUGAGGACGGGAGCGAGGAGGCAGAAGCUGCACCCCAGGCAAGCCCAGCUGCUGGAGAAGCUCAGCGAGUACGAGAUCGUGACUCCUACCCGAGUGAAUGAGUUCGGUGAGCCCUUCCCCACCGAUGUCCACUUCAGGCGGCGCCGGCGGAGCACCAGUGCUGCCCCCGACGCCUGGACGGCGGCGGCCCCCGACUCCCCGAAGGCACACUACAGGCUGUCCGCCUUCGGGCAGCAGUUCCUCUUCAACCUGACGGCCAGCUCGGCCUUCAUCGCCCCGCUCUUCACCGUCAGCCUCCUGGGAGAGCCCGCCGCAGACCAACGGCGCCUCUACGCCGAGGCGGCCGACGCCGAUGUGAAGCACUGCUUCUACCGGGGGCACGUCAACGCCCGGCCCCGGCUGACCGCCGUUAUCAGCCUCUGCUCCGGGAUGCUAGGCACAUUCAAGUCUGAUGAUGGGGACUAUUUUGUAGAGCCACUCCUAUCACUUGAGGAACAGGAGUAUGAAGAAGAGCACAAUAAACCACAUCUUGUCUACCGACACCGGACACCUCCAACCAACUCUUCAGGGGACUGGCAGACUUGCAAUACUCCAGAUCAUGACCACAGUCACAAAAAGAACAAGCGGAAACACUGGAGAAGGCAAUGGGCAGAGAGCAGCAGCAUAUUAUCUGAUAUGGAGAUGUUGAAACACAGCCUGGAAGUGAAUUCUUUUUCUGGGGACAGCAACAAGACGGGGACCAUUGGUGAAAAGAAGAGCCACAAGCGAACGAAGCGGUUCUUGUCCUACCCACGUUUUGUGGAGGUGAUGGUGGUGGCUGACAGCAGGAUGGUCGCCUACCAUGGAGCCAACCUACAGCACUAUGUCUUAACCCUGAUGUCAAUAGUGGCUUCUAUCUACAAAGACCCAAGCAUUGGAAACUUAAUUAAUAUUGUUAUUGUGAAAUUGGUCGUGAUACAUAAUGAGCAGGAUGGUCCUGCAAUAUCUUACAAUGCCCAGACAACAUUAAAAAACUUCUGCCAAUGGCAGCAGUCCCAAAACCACCCAGAGGGAAGUCACCUUCGGCAUGAUACAGCCGUGCUUGUUACCAGACAGGAUAUUUGUAGAGCGCACGACAAAUGUGAUACUCUGGGUCUGGCAGAGCUGGGCACAGUCUGUGACCCAUACAGGAGCUGUUCAAUUAGUGAAGAUAACGGACUGAGCACUGCUUUCACCAUAGCACAUGAACUUGGCCAUGUAUUUAACAUGCCACAUGAUGACAAUCACAAGUGCAAGGAAGAUGGAGGUAAAAACCUCCAACAGCAUGUCAUGGCACCAACACUGAACUUCUACACCAAUCCCUGGAUGUGGUCAAAGUGCAGUAGGAAAUACAUCACUGAAUUUCUGGACACUGGUUAUGGGGAGUGUUUGCUUGAUGAACCUUCAUCAAGAACUUACACAUUGCCUCAGCAGCUCCCAGGGCUGAUUUAUGACGUCAACAAACAAUGUGAGUUAAUUUUUGGACCCGGAUCCCAAGUGUGCCCCUAUAUGAUGCAGUGUCGGCGACUUUGGUGUAUCAACGUCGAUGGUCCUCACAAGGGAUGUCGAACCCAACACACACCUUGGGCUGAUGGGACAGAAUGUGAGCCUGGAAAGCACUGCAGGUUUGGGAUGUGUGUGCCCAAGGAGCUGGAGGCGCCGGUGACAGACGGAGCCUGGGGCACCUGGAGCCCCUUCGGGACCUGCUCGAGGACCUGCGGCGGCGGCAUAAAGACGGCGAUCCGAGAGUGCAACAGGCCCGAACCCAAAAACGGUGGGAAGUACUGCGUGGGUCGUCGCAUGAAGUUUAAAUCCUGCAACACAGAGCCGUGCUCGAAGCUGAAGAAGGAUUUCCGGGAUGAGCAGUGUGCCGACUUUGAUGGGAAGCACUUCAACAUCAACGGGCUGCCCACGAAUGUGCGCUGGGUUCCCAAAUACAGCGGCAUCCUGAUGAAGGAUCGGUGCAAGCUGUUCUGCCGGGUGGCGGGGAACACGGCCUAUUACCAGCUGCGGGACCGCGUCAUCGACGGGACGCCCUGCGGCCCCGACACCAACGACAUCUGCGUGCAGGGCCUCUGCCGGCAAGCUGGAUGUGAUCAUGUGCUGAAUUCAAAAGCAAGAAGAGAUAAAUGUGGUGUUUGUGGUGGGGAUAAUUCUUCAUGCAAAACUGUUGCAGGCACAUUUAACACGGUGCAUUAUGGUUAUAACAUUGUGGUUCGCAUCCCAGCUGGUGCCACUAAUAUUGAUGUGCGUCAGCACAGUUACUCAGGGAAACCAGAGGAUGACAACUACCUGGCCUUAUCUAACAGUCAAGGAGACUUUAUAUUAAAUGGAGACUUUGUCGUCAGUAUGUUUAAAAGGGAAAUCAAAGUUGGGAAUGCUGUGAUUGAAUACAGUGGCUCCGAUAAUGGUGUUGAAAGGAUUAAUUCUACAGAUCGGAUUGAGCAAGAAAUAACACUUCAGGUUUUGUCAGUGGGCAAUUUGUACAAUCCUGACGUUCGUUAUACAUUCAAUAUCCCUAUUGAGGACAAACCUCAGCAGUUUUACUGGAACGAGCAUGGCCCAUGGCAACCCUGCAGUAAGCUCUGCCAAGGAGAACGAAAAAGGAAGCCUGUAUGUAAGAGAGAGUCAGAUCAGCUCACGGUGUCAGACCAGCGAUGCGAUCGAAUUCCCCAGCCUGACCCCACCACUGAGCCUUGUAACACAGAAUGUGAAUUAAGGUGGCACAUCGCGAGGAAGAGCGAGUGCACGGCGCAGUGCGGGCUGGGCUACCGCACCCUGGAGAUCUACUGCUCCAAGUACAGCCGGCUGGAGGGCAAGAUAGAGAAGGUGGACGACCGCUUCUGCAACAGCCAGGCCAAGCCCAGCACGAGGGAGAAGUGCACUGGGGACUGUAACGUGGGAGGAUGGCGGUACUCGGCCUGGACUGAGUGCUCCAAGAGCUGUGGCGGGGGCACACGGCGGCGGCGAGCCAUGUGUGUGAGCACCUACAACGACGUGCUGGACGACAGCAAGUGCAGCCAGCAGGAGAAGCUGACAGUGCAGCGAUGCAGUGACUUCUCUUGCCCACAGUGGAGAACUGGUGACUGGUCUGAGUGCUUGGUCACCUGUGGAAAAGGGCACAAGCACCGCCAGACGUGGUGCCAGUUUGGAGAAGAUCGAUUGAACGACAGGUUUUGUGACCCCAAGACGAAGCCGGAGUCAGUGCAGAUGUGCCAGCAGCAGGAGUGUGCCUCGUGGCAAGUGGGGCCCUGGGGACAGUGCACUGUGACUUGUGGCCAAGGCUACCAGAUGAGAGCAGUGAAGUGUGUUGUGGGCACCUACAUGUCAGUGGUGGAUGAUAAUGAGUGUAAUGCUGCAACCAGGCCUACAGAUACCCAGGACUGUGAAAUAGCUGUGUGUCCUUCCCAUCCAAAUAGUCCUGAAGCCAAGAGAGCCAUAUCAGGCAUUCACAGGACGCAGUGGAGAUUUGGAUCCUGGACACCGUGCUCCGCAACAUGCGGGAAGGGAACCCGGAUGAGAUACGUCAGCUGCCGGGAUGACCAGGGCUCCGUGGCCAAUGAGUCAGCUUGUUUACACCUUCCAAAGCCCUCAGCCACAGAAACGUGCACCGUGACACCAUGCGGGCAGUGGAAGGCCUUGGAGUGGAGCUCUUGCUCGGUGACUUGUGGUCAAGGUAAGGCAACGCGACAAGUGAUCUGCAUCAAUUACAGUGACCAGCUGGUGGAUAGGAGCGAGUGUGACCCAGACGACCUCCCUGCCACCGAGCAAGACUGCUCCAUGUCUCCUUGUCAUCCGAACAGCCAUGACUACGGCAGGCCCAUCCCCCCUUUCCUCUAUCCGGAUCAUCGCCUCAAACCACACCCUGGGGGCAGCCCGAACCGAAACCGUGCACAUAUACCGGGAGGCAAUCAGUGGAGAAUAGGCCCCUGGGGUGCUUGCUCUAGCACGUGUGCGGGGGGGUUCCAGCGACGGGUCGUGGUGUGCCAGGAUGAAAACGGAUACACUGCAAAUAACUGCGAUGAGAAAAGCAAACCCGUGGAGCAGAGAUCGUGCGAAUCUGGCCCCUGCCCUCAGUGGGCCUAUGGCAACUGGGGAGAGUGCACGAAGCCAUGCGGAGCAGGGACAAGGACACGGCUGGUGGUGUGCCAGCGCCCUAAUGGAGAAAGGUUUACAGAUCUGAGCUGUGAAAUCCUUGACAAGCCACCAGACAGAGAGCAGUGCAAUGUGCAGGACUGUCCUAGAGAUGCUGCCUGGAGUGCUGGUCCUUGGAGCUCGUGUUCUGUCUCCUGUGGAAGGGGCCAAAAGCACCGCAGUGUGUACUGUUUGUCAAAGGAAGGGAGGCAUGUAGAAGAAGAGCAUUGUAAACACCUUGCUAAGCCCAACGUGCAAAAGAAAUGCAGAGGGGGCAGAUGUCCGAAGUGGAAAGCAGGAGAUUGGGGCCAGUGCUCCGUGUCCUGCGGCCGGGGUGUCCAGCGCCGCUCCGUGCAGUGCCACGGCGGCGCCCCGAAGGCAGCCGAGGAGGCCGAGUGCGACCCGGCCAGCCGGCCACCCCCGCAGCGGGACUGUCACCUCCCCGCGUGUCCCACGCACCGCUGGGCGGCCGGAGAGUGGCAGGCGUGCACCAAGACGUGCGGGGAGGCGUCGCGGUUCCGCGAGGUGUUCUGCGUGGAUGAGAACAAGCAGCUGCAGAGCAGCGGCUACUGCGAGGCCAGCAAUCGCCCCGCCGAGGUGGAGAGCUGCGGGCUGCCCCCCUGCGAGUACAUCUGGAUCACGGGAGAGUGGUCAGAGUGCUCCGUCACGUGCGGGAAGGGAUACAGGCAGCGCCUCGUGUCCUGCAGUGAGAUUUACACUGGGAAGGACCACUACGAGUACGGGUACCAGAACAUGGUCAACUGUCCUGGCACGCAGCCCCCCAACAUCCAACCCUGCUACCUCGGAGAGUGCCCCAUCUCGGCCUCCUGGCGCGUCGGCAACUGGGGAAGCUGCUCUGUCACCUGUGGAGUUGGGGUCAUGCACCGCUCAGUGCAGUGCUUGACCAACGACGACCAAGUCAGCAGCUUGUGCCAUGUGGACCUAAAACCUGAAGAGAGGAGGACAUGCCACAAUGUCCAUGACUGUGACUUACCAAGGAGUUGCAAAGACGUUAAAAAUCUCGAAGGUGUCACUGAAGAUGGUGAAUAUUUCCUGCAAGUCAAAGGAAAGACAUUAAAGGUGUAUUGCUCUGGGAUGCAGACUGACAGCCCAAAGGAGUAUGUGACCCUUGUAAAUGGGGAUGCAGAGAAUUUUUCAGAAGUGUAUGGAUACAGAUUGCAUAACCCAACCGAGUGUCCGUAUAACGGGAGCAGACGAGAAGACUGCCAGUGUAGGAAAGAUUACACAGCAGCUGGGUUUUCCACCUUCAGCAAAGUAAGGCUGGACCUGAACACUAUGCAAAUAAUAACAACUGAUUUACAGUUUGCACAGACACAUGAUGGACGACCUGUUCCUUAUGCCACUGCUGGGGACUGCUACAGUGCUGCCAAAUGCCCGCAGGGUCGCUUCAGCAUAGACCUGUACGGGACAGGCCUGUCCCUAAUGGGAACAGCCAAGUGGCUCUCACAAGGGAAUUACGCGGUGUCGGAAAUUCAGAAAUCCCCAGAUGGUACCAAAGUAGUAGGAAGAUGUGGUGGUUACUGUGGGAAGUGCACUCCAUCAUCUGGAACAGGCCUCGACAUUCAGGUGUUAUAGCAGUGGUUCUCUGCGAGCAGCCAACAAAGAUGAGGGAUGGAUGAAGGAUAGUGAUGCAAUACCUCUGCCUUCCACUUUUAUAUCUGUGUAUAUGUGUAUAUAGAUUGCAUAUUCCUAAUGUACAGUAUAAUAUUUAUGUUUGGGAUUAUUUAUUUUGAUUUAAUAUUUUUGUACGUAAAAUCAUUAUAUUAAGGCUGCUUUUCCUAUUUUUAUUUUUUAUUGAUAAAUCCUGCAGUCAAGCCACUGCAUUUUGCAUACUCUACAUUAUAUGUAGCAUUAUGACAAGUGAUACUUAAUUGUCACUGUAUUCAGUUGUUUACUUUCAGUCAGUAAUUUUCCUUCAGUUAUGGGCUGCUUUGGCCCUCCACGGUGCUACACAAUCUGCAUAGGGGUAUUUUUGGCAUUUCAAUCUGUCUUUAUGCAAGGAAAUUAGACAAGAUGUGCUUAAAUUUUUAUUUUUAGGGAUUAGACUGACAGCACUCAAGGAAAACAUGACAAUGAAUACUGUGCUAGUUGCAUUAGCAAUCUUUAUCUUUUAGGUAUAUUUUGAAUUUCACAUGACCUCUGUGGCCAGUGCUGGAAGCACUGGUUUGGUGCUAACAUGAUAUUUAUUAAUGCUCUGUACUUUUAGUUAAUCCAGUGCCUUUAUCAUUGAAGAAGGGGAUAAAGGAGAAAAAUUGUCUGGCAAUUCAAAUCAAUCAAGAUCUAUCCCAGGUUUAGGAAAAUUCCUGCAGAUGGAUCUUCAGCUCAAGCCCCAUUUUUUUCAGGGUUCUGAAGUGAACUCACUUUUUUAAAAACAUGUAUCUUUGUCUCCUAAUUGCAUGUGCCACUGUGCUUCCUGACUCCAUCUGGAAGCGGGGUAUUAACUCAUCCCAGACAGGCUGAUCAGGCCAUAUGUUUCCCUGGGCUGUGUUCUCAGAAGAGACGUAGUUUCUUACAGACUUUGUUACAAAAUCCUAGCAUGAAGAUGAAAGCAUCCCUCUGGUGUUCCCUUCCCAUGAGGCUGGUGAGGACCGUGGGGACAGCACGCCCAGGGGUGGGGACAGCACGCCCAGGGAUGGGGACAGCAUGCCCAGGGAUGGGGACAGCACGCCCAGCCAAGCCACCCCUUCUCUUGGCCAGGGUACUCCCCUGCAGGCACUUACAGCAUUUCCCCAGCUUCCUACUCACUCCCAGACCAUCUGCAAAGGGAGGCUUUGCUGCCUCCUUUCAGCAAGAUCACUCUGUACCUACAGAUGAUUCUGCCCCCCCUUCAAAAGCAAGCUGCUGUACGCCCACUCUUGU
Molecule: messenger RNA, 7222 nt
Organism: Lonchura striata (white-rumped munia)
Lineage: Eukaryota; Metazoa; Chordata; Aves; Passeriformes; Estrildidae
Gene: ADAMTS9
Product: ADAM metallopeptidase with thrombospondin type 1 motif 9
Biological process (GO): extracellular matrix organization; proteolysis
Cellular component (GO): extracellular matrix
Molecular function (GO): metalloendopeptidase activity; zinc ion binding
Source: RefSeq, a predicted model, not a curated record